AUGUUGUCUAGAUCCUUGAUCGCCCGUUCGGGCCUCUCCAUAUGUCGUCUUUUCUCGACGACUACGCCGGCCCUUGCACCUCCUUCCAAAAAAGCCCGUGAUAGAAAAGAAGAAAACAGAGCCAGCGCCAGAAGACUAAUGAAAAGACGUGCUCAGCAUAGAGCCCCAGCUUCCAAGCACCCACUAUACAUGGACAUUCCCACCGCCAUGCGCUACUUGCGUGCUGCUGAAGUGGGUAAGUCUCCUGGCAAAACCACCGUCACUGCCCACGUUUCCCUUGUCCCUUCAAAGUCAUCUUUCCCUGUCCUGGGAAAGAUCUUCUUCCCCAAAGCCAUCAAAGACACACUGGCACUCGUUCUUGUAAAUAAUUCCGAAAAGCAGGAAGCUCUCAAAGAAAUCCCUGGUGUUACAGUUGGAGGUUCUGAUCUCAUCAGCGAAAUCAGAGACGGCGCUUUCAAUUUAGCCAAAAUCGACCAAGCCUACGCUGAUCCAGAUGUCGUGGGUGAGUUAAGACUGAUUGCCAAAAUUCUCGGUCCUAGAGGCUUGAUGCCCCUGGAAAAGAGAGGUACUGUUGGCAAAGAUAUUCUCAAAACCGUGAAGGAGAACUUCGGUGCCUAUUACUUCAAACAGGGUGGUGAAGAAAUGGCCAUUCCAAUCGGACGUUGUGAUUUUAGUGACGAGGAAAUUAUUCGUAACUUAAAGGCUGCUUCCGAUGCCCUUCAUGACAGCCAGGUUGGCCUUAAAGAUCCCGUGAUGAUUGGUCGCUCUCAUGAGCCUGAUCGUGUGAUGAAGCUGCCUGUCCGCAAUUUCCAGCCAUCCAGUCCCUCGCCACUUUCGUCUGGUGAUCCUCCACCAGCUGCUCUGCUUUUGCAGCCUCCUCCACCGACCACCCUGGUCCAUGCUAAAGAUAGCGUUCCAUCAAACUUACUAGAGAAGCUUCUGACGUUCCCCUUGUUCAAAGAUGCUCCACCGCUGUUCCAUCAUAAGGUUGCUUCUAAGCUUAAACUAGUCCAAUACACUCCCCAAGAAUAUGUUAUAAAAGAGGGUGACCCUGCUUUGUCCAUGUACUGGAUUCUUAAAGGUACUGUCAGCGUCACUUCUCCUGAUGGUGACUCGGUGUACGCUGAGUUGAACCCGGGUGCUUUCUUUGGUGAAAUCGGUAUCCUCUUCAACCGACCACGUACUGCCACUGUUGUUGCUCGUUCUCGUGUGCUUUUGGGUGUGUUAACAGCUGAUGCUCUCAACACGGUCUUGCGUUCCUACCCCUUGAUCGAACGUCGUAUUCGUGAUGAGGCUCAAGAGCGUCUAGCUAUGCAAGACAAGAAGAAUAAGGCUGACAUUCCGAUUCUCAGGCCAAAUAACUCCCCAGCACCCGACAGUUGGCCAAACCAAGUAACGUCUACAUCCACAGCGCCUACUCUACUGGUAUCCAAUCCUCUGCCGCUAUCGCAAAUUGUGACUGCAUCACGUCGUGUUUCCAUUUCGUCUCCACUUGUUAUGUCCCUAGAUAACGUCGAUCAAACGAUAUCAAUCCAAGAUUUUAUCAAAACAGUCCCCAUCUUUGCAAACCUACCGCCUGACCUCAUACACCGCCUUGCACUCGGUGCUGACCCGCUAAACUUCAAAUCCUACGAGUUCAUAUUCCGUAAAGGAGAUCUUGGCUCUGACAUUUAUUUUGUUGUUGACGGUGAAGUUGAGGUCAUCGAUGAUGGUGAAAAUAAGGAUAAGUCAGAGAGAAUCUUAGCACGUCUCAAGAAAGGCGCCUAUUUUGGGGAAAUGUCAUUUUUAGAACUUGCUCAAAAUGGCAAGAUCGUUAAACGAAGCGCUUCCAUCAGAACAGUCACUUCAGUUGAGCUCAUCGUGAUUCGAUCGCAUCAAUUAGAGAGAAUAUGCUCCAAGUACUCGCAUUUUGUUGACGAAAUAAGAAAGACUGUCUUUGAGAGAAAGUUGAUGAAUCAAACACAAAACAUUGGGGUAGGGCUGGCUCUGCCCAUUGUUAUGCCUGAAAGAAGACGCAGCAUUGCAGUGGAGACUGUUAAUCUGAGAGCUUCUCUGAACCUCUCGCUCGCAAACAACCGUCAGCUUUUAUCUCCCGAACCAUCAUUAUUCAACCCCAACUGGGGUGGAUUUUCUGCGUUCGAUUCGUCGCACACGAAAACUUCAAGGUCCGUCUCUCCUGCUUCCUCGAUCGACCCUGAUGCCGUGCAAGCGAAGACGCCUACAUCGCUCACGGUCGAUUCUUGUGAGGGGAUUGGGCGGAAACGAAGGUCAGUUUGCAGAAGUGUUUCUCCUCUGAGGCAACUACCGGAGGGACCUCUUGAUCUCAAUGUCCCCCCAGCAAAGCUUUUCGAUCAAGUGAACAGCUUUCCUUCUAGCAGAAGGCCUUCAUUUCAGUACAUGCCCCAUAGCAAGAGAAUGAAGCUUGCGAGUUUGGCGGGCCGUCGUCGGUCUUCGGUUCUUGUUAGCCCAGGCUCCAUGCCAGACAAGAUUCUACUAAAGGUUUUCGAGUUUCUUGACUUACCAGUUCUUAUGAAAUUGAGAAUCGUAAGCCGUCGUUGGCGUCAGCUACUAUACAUGGCCCCCAAUAUCUGUCAGCGGUUAGACCUAACUCCCUGGAAUACAACGAUUACCGAUGAUGCGCUAAUAGCCAUAACUGACUUUGUUGGUUCACGUACACAGUUCAUUGAUAUCUCCAAUUGUUUUCAUAUCACGGACGAAGGCUUUAGCUAUAUGGUGAACGAAAUUGGUAUGGCCGGUAAUCUUAAACUGAUAAGAAUGAUGUCUACAUGGGAAGUUAGUGCAAUGGCUAUCAUGGAUUUGGCUUCCCCGUCUGUUGGCAGCCAACUAGAGGAAAUUGAUCUCUCCAACUGUCGAAAAGUAAAUGACAACGUCGUUCAGAGAUUGAUAGGGUGGUCUGAUGAAACUCGAAGAGAUCCGUCCUUUGGCGAUCAACAUAAUCAGAUGGGCUCAAAGAUCCUAAAGCGCCUCAGUCUCAGUUAUUGCAAGGCUCUCACUGAUGACGUGAUGCAUCAUAUUGCAAGCAAUGCCAAUGAAACUCUCGAAUCUUUGGCCCUCACACGCUGCACUACGAUCACCGAUAUGGGCUUUCAGUAUUGGACCUACAGGACAUUCCCCAAUUUAAAACGGCUCUCGCUCAAAGAUUGCACCUUCUUGACCGAUAAGUCAAUUAUUUCGGUUGCCAACGCAGCCCCACACUUGGAAUCUCUAGAUCUUAGCUUUUGCUGUGCUCUUCUGGACACUGCUGUUGAAGUAUUGUGCCUAGGGUGUCAGAAUUUACAGUCUUUGGAUCUUUCAUUCUGUGGAUCAGCUGUUAGUGAUUCCUCAUUAGUCGCAAUUUCUUUACAUUUACGAAACCUCAAGAGAUUACUGGUCAAAGGCUGUAUCAGAGUCACAAGAGCCGGAGUCGAUGCCCUACUCAGUGGGUUCUCGCCACUAACUUACAUCAACGUUAGUCAAUGUCGAAAUGCUCAUGUCUAUCCAGGUAACAUGCCGGCUCAAACGCUUCAAAUCAACCCAUCAACAAAAUCUGCAUUCAUAACAGCAGGUCCAGCUAAAGACAUUAUUGAAAUUGUCAUUUAA
Molecule: messenger RNA, 3600 nt
Organism: Candidozyma haemuli
Lineage: Eukaryota; Fungi; Ascomycota; Pichiomycetes; Serinales; Metschnikowiaceae
Product: mitochondrial 54S ribosomal protein uL1m
Exons: 2
Coding region: 1-3600 (1199 amino acids)
Molecular function (GO): protein-containing complex binding; protein binding
Source: RefSeq, a predicted model, not a curated record